Molecule: messenger RNA, 4456 nt
Organism: Pelagomonas calceolata
Lineage: Eukaryota; Pelagophyceae; Pelagomonadales; Pelagomonadaceae
Source: the annotation of a GenBank genome assembly
CAGCUCCAACGCAAAAAAAGGAGGCCAGGGCUGCCAAGGAGCGGCCUAGCGCGUCUCCUGGGCAUGGCACGCACCUAGUAUCAGGCCUGGGGCAGCCCUAACACCCACCCGCUCGCGUUGGGCAGCGACAGCGCAGUGCUCCUGACAGUGGCAAAGGCUGCCGGCAGCGCUGCGCCGAUAUGGCCACGGUGCAGCAGGUGCGCGACCUUCGCGCAGAGGGCGCGCCGGCGGACCUCAGCCCGGAUUCGGAUAUGGAGAGCCCCUCGAUGAAGCAAGCGCGCGAGUUGGGCUAUACCGCGUCGGCGUUCCCCGACGAGGCCGCCUCGCCUUUGCCAGACAUCGAGCCCGUCUUCGGGCGGCCGCGGACGCCGCAGCCCUACGACUACACGCCGCCUCCCAACCUGCUCGAAGCGUUACGAGGCGCGUUACCGUACUGGGGCCAGGGCGCCGAGGACGUCGAGAGCAAUGCCAAGAGCGACGUCCAGAAUGCAAGUGACGAGGAGGUCAAUAGGGUGGACCCGGAGACGGGCGACACUCCGUUGUUGUUGAGCGCGCAGUACGGCGCGGGCGAUCUCGUCGAGAUGUUGGUCGAGCGAGGCGCGGACGUGGACAUCACGCUGCCGUCCGGCGCGACAGCUUUACACUACAUGACGAAUUCGUCCACAUUAUGUCCGGACGCCGUGAUUGCUUUGUUGGCCGUCGGGGCGGAUCCGAGCGUCGCGGACCUGCACACGGGCGCGACGCCUUUGAUGUACGCGGCGGACGCGGGCCAUUUGCGGCUCUGCGAGCAGCUCGUGAAGCACGGCGCCGACGCCGCGCAAACGGACUUCCAGGGCUACGACGCGGCGGGCUGGGCGCGGUCCGCGGGCCAUUCUGAUGUAGAGGCGUUUCUCACGUCGAAGACGACGGACGCGUUGAGCAGCCCCGUCGCUACAGACUAUAACAUCGAGGUGGCUUCGCCGACGGUCGUCGUGCCCGAGUCGGCGUCCAAGGCCCGGAGGAAGGACCGCGAGGACGCGCUGCACGAGCAGAUCCGCGAGCUGACGGAGGUGAAGGCUUCCUUACACGUCCAGGCGUCGCUGGUCAGUGCCGAGGCGGAGAAGGCCCAGAUGCGCGCCGAGCGCGCCGACGAGCAGCUGCAGUUGGCUCGAGAGGAGCUCAUCAAGCUGAAGAGCAAGCACCAGCAGGCCCUCGAGGACGCGUCCUCCGCCAAGGCUGAAUUGGAAGCGGCGCGCACGGCCGCGGACAAAGCUAGGACGUCCCUGAUCCAGGACGCGUCGACCCAUAAGGCCCGCGCCGACGAGGCCGAGUCGGCGCGCAUGAAGGCUUCUCAAAGGGCAGAUGAUGCUUUGGAAAGAGCAAUGCAGGCGGAAGCGCGCCUGGAGCGCGCGCGCGAGGAGGUCGAUUCCCUCAAGGCCGAGCGGGAUAAAGCUGUCUCAGAGCUCGACGAGAAGAGCGAUCAAUUGACAGCUUUGGAGAUCGAGAAUAAGAUGGAAGGAGCCGCGGCGAAGGCGCGCGACGAUGCGUUAAGUGCGGCGCACGCCGCGGCCCGGGCCGCGAUGAUGGCGGUCGUGCCUUCCACGACAACAUCUUCAUCCGAGGACAGCGAUACCUUGAAACUCGCCCUCGAGAGCGCCGAAAAGCGCGCGGUCCAAGCCGAGGCGGCGGCGAAGAACGACCGGAGUGAUGCGGAAAAGACGUUGAAUGCCGCCCGAGCGUCGAGCGCCGCUUUAGAUGCGGCGCUGCGAGAUCAAGGACGACUCGGUAGGUGGGCCGAACGGUUAAAGGGCGACAGGGACGCGGCGAAGAAGAAAUUGGAGGCGGACGGCGAUCGCGUCAAGAGCGCCGAGGAGCGGGCCGCGCAGUGCCAGGCGAAGGCCAAUGAACAGCAAGCUGCCUUGAACCAACAGCUGAAGGACGAAGCGGCCAAGCGCGCUUCGUUUGAAGCCACGGCCGCCACGGAGAAGCAGCGCGCCGACAAGCUCGAAGACAAGGCGAAACAAUUGGAGGCCGAGUUACUGGCGCUGGCCCAGGCCGCGAGCGGCGAGGCGCGCGACGCGGCAUUGGAGGCGGCCCACAAGGCGCGCCUCGACGAGGCCGAGGCCCAGCGGUCGAAAGCUGAAGAAUCGCUCGCGGCCAAAGAAUCAGCACUCCGCGAAGCUCAACAGUUGCUGGAGGAAGCUAGAAAAAGCCAGAGUGUUGCUAAUGAAGCUUCUCGACGAGAUGAGACCGUGGCUUCUCUAAGGGAUGUGUUGGUCGAAUUCGACGGACGCGCAGCGGCGGCGGCGCGGCUGGCCGUCGUCGAGGAAGUGCAAAAAUUAACGGAAGGUCUGGAGCAGGCCCAGUCCCGCAACGGUAACAUGGAGGCCGUUGAAACCGCGCGCAAGGAAGCCCGCCAGGAACUCGACAGAGUGAGAUCCGAACUCGCUCAAGCGCGAGAAAGCUCCGCCGCGGAUCUGGCGAGGCGGGAGCAGCUCGAGAAGAGCGCCCGAGACGCGGCCAGCGACCGAGAUCGAGCCCGGGCGAACUUCACGGAGGUCCGCGAACAAGUGAUGAAAUGUAAAGCAGAUCUGUUGAGGGCGGAAGCGGAGCGGGACAAUGCGACGAACCAAUUGGAUUCAAUCAGGGAGCGCUGCCAGAAGGACCUCGAGAAUUUGGAGCGGCGAGCGUCCCAAGCGGACGAGCGGGCCAAGAGACUAGAGUCAGAUCUUAAUGAGGCGAAAAGUUCUCUGCGGAGAAAGGACGAGUUCUACGAAGAAAAGCUCAAAAGGAGUGAAGAUGAAAGCAGGAGGCAGCAAUUACGGGACGAGGAUUCCCGGUUGAAUAGAGAAAGGGCUUCUCGGCUGCAGUACGACGAGGAGAUCAGUAAGUUGAGAGAUGAGGCGGCCCGAGCUCAGGCGGACGUCGUCAGGUAUCGGGAUAUGGCUUCUCGUGUCGAAGCGAGUACGGGGAAUGCCCUUGAUAGGGUCCACGCCGCGGAGGCUUGCUGCGACGCUCUGCGGAGAAGACUCGAUGAUUUGACCGCGGAGCUAGCCUCGCGAGGUGAAGAGGCUACAUCUUUAACUAAAGAUGCCAAGGCCGACCGAGAGAAAUUGCUGAGGUUAUCAGUGUCCGAAGGCGAAUUAAGGGCCAAGGUCCGGGACCUCGAGAAACGAGCGGCCAAGGCAGAGCAGGACCUGACGCGAGAGUCGGCAUUACGUCGUAGAUUACAUAAUCAGAUCGAGGACAUGAAGGGCAAGAUUCGGGUGCUCUGUCGCGUGAGACCGCUCUCGAAGAAGGAGUCGGGCGACGACUGCGGAGUCGUGAAAGAUGGCGAAGGGUCUCUGACCGUGCUACCGGCGAAGGAGAACCAGGAGAAGAAGCGGUUCCACUUCGACGCGGUCUUUGAAGGGGUUAAAGAGGACAAUUCCCAGGCGAAACUGUUUGAAGAUGUGAGGCACCUGAUCACGUCGACGGUCGACGGCUAUAAUGUUUGUCUGUUCGCCUACGGGCAGACCGGUUCCGGUAAAACAUACACGAUGGGGUCCGACUCCAAAAUUAAAGAUGCGUUGGAUAGUAAUGGUGUGAUCAAGUCCGAAUCUGCGGGCAUAGCCCCGCGGGCCGCCCAGGCCAUAUUUGAUAUUUUAGCCGAGAGAGGUUUAGAUUCAAAUGUGUCGUUGCAGAUGUUCGAGGUGUACUGCAACAAUCUCGUGGAUCUUAUGGUGCCCCCUCGCAAAGUGACACCCAUGGAUCAAGGACCUUCGUUAAAAAUUACGUUGGCGGAGCACUCGUCGACGGGACUAGUCCAGGUCGACGGCGCCAAAUCGAAGCGAGUCAUGUCGGCGGUCGACUUAGUCAAUGCUUUGUCCGAUGGCAUUCAGUCACGCACGGUCCACGCGACGAAAAUGAACUCGGAGUCUUCUCGGUCUCAUUUAGUGAUGGGAGUGACCAUCACUACGACCAAUAAACGGACGGGCGCUUCGACGACCGGUAAAUUAACUCUGGUGGAUCUCGCUGGUUCGGAACGUGUGGAGCGGUCGGGAGCCGAAGGCCAGCAAUUAAAGGAGGCCGCGGCCAUCAACAAAUCGCUGUCGGCUUUGGGCGACGUCAUUAAUGCGUUGACAUCCGCAGAAGGCGGCCACGUGCCCUACCGGAACCAUCCUUUGACAAUGCUCAUGUCCGAUUCUGUGGGUGGCUCCGCGAAGACGAUGAUGUUGGUUUGUAGCUCACCGGCCCAUGCCAACGUCGCCGAAAGCGUCAGUUCGUUCCAGUUCGCCACGAGGUGCAAGGACGUCGUGUGUGGGUCCGAUCCCCGCGCUGCUGCCGCGGAGAUCGCGAAGCUGAAGGCCGAGGUCGCGCGGCUGAAAGGGAGUAGUCGGGCGCCGCCGCCGAACCGCCCCGCUCCAAACGUCGCGCCGCGGGGGCCGGCGACCCUGGCGAAGCGGCAUUCUAGGAGGAAUGGGUAAUUUGAGGGUAU